UUAUGAGAAUAUUUCUAUUAGAUGAAGUAAACGUGUUCUUUUCCAUCACUUUAGUACAUGUUGCCUGCAAUUGUACAUAUAAUACACCAGCCAAGGCUGGGCAGCGGAGAUGGUCCUGUAGCCUUGAUUCUGGCUCCGACUCGAGAAUUGGCACAGCAGAUCCAGGAAGUGGCCAAUUGUUUCGGCGAACAAGCUUCCGUCAGGAACACCUGUAUCUUUGGAGGAGCUCCGAAGGGACCCCAGGCUCAAGACUUGGAACGAGGAGUGGAAAUAUGCAUCGCCACUCCAGGCAGACUGAUAGAUUUCCUGGAAAGGGGAACCACGAACAUGCGAAGAUGCACAUAUCUAGUGCUGGAUGAAGCAGACAGGAUGUUGGACAUGGGGUUCGAACCUCAGAUCAGGAAGAUCAUCGAGCAGAUUAGACCAGAUCGUCAGGUCCUUAUGUGGUCUGCCACCUGGCCAAAAGAGGUUCGAGCCCUGGCAGAGGACUUCCUCACAGAUUACACCCACCUUAACAUCGGCUCCUUGACUCUCUCUGCCAACCACAACAUCGUUCAAAUCGUCGACGUCUGCCAGGAAUUUGAGAAGGAUGUCAAGCUGUUCAGACUGCUUCAAGAGAUCGGAACUGAAAAAGAAAACAAGACUAUCAUCUUUGUGGAGACCAAGCGCAAGGUGGAUGACAUCACUCGUAACAUCAGACGUGAUGGCUGGCAAGCUUUAAGCAUUCACGGUGACAAGAACCAGCAAGAAAGGGACCACGUGUUGCAGGAGUUCCGCAGUGGUAGAGCUCCGAUCCUGGUGGCCACCGAUGUUGCUGCCCGGGGCCUCGAUGUGGAUGACGUCAAGUACGUAAUUAAUUUCGAUUACCCGUCCUCGUCGGAGGAUUAUAUACACCGGAUUGGUCGUACCGGACGACGAAGGCAGACUGGAACUGCGUACGCCUUCUUCACGAGCCACAACAUGAAGCAUGCCGGAGACUUGAUCGAGGUGCUGCGAGAGGCAGGACAGAAUAUCAAUCCAAGACUUAGCGAGAUGGCUGAGAUGGCAAAGUCUGGAGGCUUUGGAGCCAGAAGUGGUAGACGUUUUGGAGGGUCAGGAGGAGGACCGGAGAGGAGUGGUGGAAGACGUGGCGGUGCUCCAGAGGGCAGAGGACGUGGAGGAGGUCCCGGAAGAGGUCGAGGGGGGAGCAGAGGAGGCUCUGCUGGUCUUACUUCGUCAGGAGGCUAUUCUUCGGAUUAUAACUUCGGAAUGGGGAAAAUGCCUAGCCAGAUGAGUAAUUCGUAUGGCUAUAAUUCUCAAAGGAACUACGGACAGGCUAACCCACCGCAGAAUUAUGAAGGGGGCGAUAACUUUGGAAGCGGCUACCACUACAGGAGUACGGCCUACUAGAUAUAUAAUCCCUUCGUAUUGAUUCACCAGGGAUUACGGAAAUCAAAAGACUUUAAUUAUUCCUAGAAAACAUCGGUGUAUCAUACUUGUUGUUCCGAAGGCUCGUAAGGGUAUCAACACCUUUUUAGGCACGAUCAGAAUUUAUAUAGAGUAAGGUAUACAGUGUCCUCUGAUAUAAAGUGAGAUUAGUUACAAGUGAUAAUAAGUGUUAAGCCCUGUUAUUAAUCGUUAGGAGAAAAGCCUCGGGAGAAGACUCGAUGUAACCUUUGAGGUUAUAGCUUUAUUUUUUGCAUUACAUUAGGAUUUUUACGGAGGACCAGUGUCAGCGUAUCGAGAGGAAUAAAAUCCCUAAAUCGAGCACAAUUAAUUCUAAGAAACGGUGGUAUGUGUAUUUGCUCGUGAAAUUGAGAGUUUUUCAUGUGAAACAUUUAAUAUUGUUUUUCUUUUUCCACUUAGUGAGAUCGUGCUUAAAAAGUUGUUUGUUUAGGUUAGAUUUCACGACAGGUCACACUAAAAUCGUAUGAAAAGGUUGGAUUUCAUUUUCGUUUAUUUGCUGAGAGUAAGUAGAAGACUUUGUGCGUGGCACAGUUUAACUUUUAGAGCUUGUACGAUUAAGUAGGCGGAUUAACGAUAAUCUUAAUCGAUGACUUGUGUAUGGUGCUUGGACAGUGUUCAAGACAACGGAUGCUAGUCCUUUACAUUCUUAUGAGUACAAAAGUUUAGUCUCGAUAAGUUUGAACUAACCU
Orussus abietinus is the source of this 2135-nucleotide messenger RNA. Its product is annotated as probable ATP-dependent RNA helicase DDX17. NCBI's taxonomy places the organism in Eukaryota, Metazoa, Arthropoda, Insecta, Hymenoptera, Orussidae. The transcript is spliced from 4 exons. Gene Ontology annotation, molecular function: RNA binding; RNA helicase activity; ATP binding. Bases 58 to 1389 code for a protein of 443 amino acids. The record is from RefSeq and is a predicted model, not a curated record. Gene Ontology annotation, cellular component: nucleus; cytoplasm; ribonucleoprotein complex.